Molecule: messenger RNA, 3505 nt
Organism: Oncorhynchus mykiss (rainbow trout)
Lineage: Eukaryota; Metazoa; Chordata; Actinopteri; Salmoniformes; Salmonidae
Source: RefSeq, a predicted model, not a curated record
UCUCUCUCUCUCUCUCUCUCUCUCUCUCACACACACACACACAAAGACAUCCGCUGGAUACUGGCACACGCUGAAGAGGAAUCAGAAACAUAGCGACACAGAAGGGCUAGCAGGCAGACAGGCAGGCGGAAACACAAUCCCUGUACUGGACUGGACUGGGAGAGACUACACUGGGAGGCAGAUGUACUGUACUGGGAUAUAUUUAUACUGGGGAGGCUAACCUCGUCAUGGCAACAAACCGACCUCUCUAAGGAUUAAACUUCUCUUCCUCCAAAGGACUUCAUCCUCCUUCCUCCUCAUCUCCUCAUUCAUUUUUCACCAUCCUUUUUCUCUACAAUCGUUCCUUUUUAAAUGUGAUUGGUUGUUGCUGCCGGCCGGAGAUCGAUGUGAGGAUUAUACCAACAGCUCUUUCUCUCCGUUUCUUUAUGUUAGGAUAGAUUUUUUUGUGUCCGUUUUGGUUUUGGCGUUGGGGUUGGUGGUGGGUGGCUGGUAUUUUGGAAGGGCGGAGUAUCUCCUCCUUACCCCUUUCCCCAGGAGGAGGCUGGCAUCGGGGCUUCCUGAUGCCAGGGCUCGUCUAGAGAGGGUGGACGCGGGACGCUCCGACAUGCCCCACCCCCUUCCCUCUGCCGGGCCCCCUGAUUGGCGGAGCCAGGGGAGGACCUCGCACACAACCAAACCAACCAGACCUGUUCUGCUGUGUCUCCUGUGUGUCCUGUCUUCCCUGGUGGAUCUAACCACCGCCUGUCCUCCGACCUGCUUCUGCAACGCCACCGACGUAGACUGCAGCGGGCGCGGCCUGCUCUCCAUGCCCGCCCUCACCCAUCUCCCCGUCUCCGCCCGCACCCUCCUGCUGCCCAACAACCACCUCUCCUCCCUGGGUCCAGGGUCCUUCGCUAACCUCACCUCCCUGGAGCAACUGGAUCUCUCCAACAACCACCUCUCCUCCCUGGGUCCAGGGUCCUUCGCUAACCUCACCUCCCUGGAGCGACUGGAUCUCUCCAACAACUACCUGGAUAAUCUUCCCCCAGCGCUCUUCAAGGACCUGGGGAAUCUAUCAGAUCUGACCCUCCACAACAACAGUCUUAGGGCCUUGGAUAGGGAUCUCUUCCAGGGGCUGGUGGGGCUGAGGAAGCUAGAUGUCUCCCUCAACGGGCUGUCUGAUAUCCCCCUGGGUCUGCUGGAUGAGCUGCAGGGGCUGACGUGGCUCUCCGUGGCCGGGAACAGGCUCCAUGCCCUGGAGAGAGCAGCCUUCGAGCCCCUGGCUAACCUCCAGUCUCUUCAGCUAGGGGCUAACCCCUGGGAGUGUGACUGCAACCUGAGGGACUUCAAGCACUGGAUGGAGUGGCUGCUGUACAGAGGUGGUAAGGUAGAUGGGGUGGAGUGUACCCUCCCUAAGGACCUGCGAGGGCGGGACAUCCGUGGUGUUCCAGUGGAGAUGUUCAACUACUGCCUCCAACUGGAUGACGAGAACAGGGGAGGAGGGGGGCCGCGGAGCGGAGGAAAAGAAGGUUCAUCCCCGCCCUGCGGCCGAACUACCGGCCCCGGAGCCCCCACAUCCGAAUCUGAAGUCCCCGCUGCGGGCGACCUGGUGCCCGUCCCGGACUGUGUGCGGCGGCGCUACCAGCCGGUGAGCGUGCGGAGGGCCAUCGGGACGGUGGUGAUAGCCGGGGUGGUGUGUGGCAUCGUGUGUAUCAUGAUGGUGGGGGCGGCGGCCUACGGAUGUAUCUAUGCCUCGCUCAUGGCCAAGUAUCAACGAGAGCUGAAGAAGAGGCAGCCGCUGAUGGGAGACGGGGAGGGUGACGCAGACCCUGAGGACAAGCAGAUCUCCUCUGUGGCAUAGAGGGGUCAGGGGUUAGAGGUCAGGGGUCAAGGUUGAAAGGGCUCUAUUACUCCUCUCCCUCCGCCUCCUCUCCCCCUGAAACCAACCAGCUCCUGCUACUGUCUUCUCUAUCUCCACCAAACGACAAUCACAAUGGGUCCUCUCCUCCAUUCUGAACCCUGUUCUCAUUCUGAGAUGAGAUAGAUAUGUACGAGUCAGACCACUAGACAACCGCCUGAUAGGGUGAUCAACAAACUCUGAACCUUCAAUGACCCUUCUCUAUCCCUCAGCCCACAAACCCCACAGCCCUGCAGAAACAAGAACUGGGUCUGGUUUGGCUUGGUCUGGACUGGUCUGAUUUGACAUGGUCUGGUUUGGCAGGACAUGGUGGAGGGAUGGCCUGAUUCUCUCUGUCCUCUCCCUCCUGUUGUUCUCUGAGAUGGAGGGAUGGCCUGAUUCUCUCUGUCCUCUCCCUCCUGUUGUUCUCUGAGAUGGAGGGAUGGCCUGAUUCUCUCUGUCCUCUCCCUCCUGUUGUUCUCUGAGAUGGAGGGAUGGCCUGAUUCUCUCUGUCCUCUCCCUCCUGUUGUUCUCUGAGAUGGAGGGUUGGCCAGACGCUCAGAGGGAUAUUAAAAAAUAAGGGAUUAAAAGAUGCUGCUAUUGUCUUUCAUCCCUCCCUCCCUUUCAUCCCUCCCUCUCUGUGUUCCCACCUGCUGAAAGAGUACACAACCGUUGUGGGGACUUUUCCUCUCCCCUCCUCCCCUCAUCCUCCCUUUCAUCCCUCUGUUCCCACCUUCAAGAGGAGUACACACAUACUGUGGGGACUUCUCUCCUCUCUUCCCUGUCUGUGUAAUCUCUAUGGAUGGGACAUCAACCUCUCCUACUAACGAGCAGGAUCUUCCCCCUCACCCCUGAAUUGGCUGGACAAACAAAGCGUAUAUUAUUAUAUACUGCUCUCUGGUUUAGGUGAUUUAAUAUAGCCUCUAUUACAUGCAGUGACCCAACUCCUGGUUUAGGUGAUUUAAUAUAGCCUCUAUUACAUGCAGUGACCCAACUCCUGGUUUAGGUGAUUUAAUAUAGCCUCUAUUACAUGCAGUGACCCAACUCCUGGUUUAGGUGAUUUAAUAUAGCCUCUAUUCCAUGCAGUGACCCAACUCCUGGUUUAGGUGAUUUAAUAUAGCCUCUAUUACAUGCAGUGACCCAACUCCUGGUUUUUGAUAAACAUUAAUUUGGUCCCGUAUCAGUUUUUUCAUUUGGUGUUGUUGGUUUUGUUUGGGUGAUAACCUGAUAUCCUGUAACGUUUUAGAGCUGGUUAGAUUUGCUCCGACAAAAACCCUUCAGGUAUACUGUCUUGCUAGCGAUGUUGGUAAUAAAAACUGAAUCCAGUUGUGUUGUUGUUAAAUGGGUCAUAACCCACGUACAGUACAGUACCACAGUUCUCUGUGAUGGGGAAUGAGACCCUGGAUCACUACCCAGGAUUCCAUAGUAGCUUGGGAGGCGUGUCUUGACAACACAUGAUGGUAGAUAAACAGGCUGAUGCCGAUGAAAGAGAACUAGAGACAGAUCAAAUGGGAUGUAAUGGGAUGUAUGGGAUGUAAUGGGAUGUAAUGGGAUCACAUGGGGUGUAAUGGGAUGUAAUGGGAUGAAAUGGGAUGUAAUGGGAUCAAAUGGGAUGUAAUGGGAUGUAAU